Messenger RNA from Boeremia exigua, 1047 nucleotides. RefSeq lists its product as uncharacterized. The coding region runs from base 1 to 954 and encodes 317 amino acids. The transcript is spliced from 2 exons. Lineage: Eukaryota; Fungi; Ascomycota; Dothideomycetes; Pleosporales; Didymellaceae. The record is from RefSeq and is a predicted model, not a curated record.
AUGUACUUCACUACUUCCUCCGUUGUUGCUUUCAGCCUUCUGGCUUCCUCUACCCUUGUGGCUGGCCACGGAGCAAUCAUUGCUGCCACUGGCGAUGCCGGCGGCAAUGGCUCUGCCAUUGGUGUUGAUCCUACAACUCCUCGUGACGGCACCAACCGCAACCCCUUCCAGCAAGACUCCACCCGCUUCCGCGGUGAUGCCGCAGCUACCUGCGGUGAGACCCUCGGUGGAGGUGCCAACGAUAUUCAGGCCGGCACUGCUCAAGUCAUGCAGCUUAGCGGAGGCGCUCUUCCUCAGGUCUCCGCUGGCGGUGCCCUUAUGAUGACCGUCCACCAGGUCAACUCUGAUGGUGCUGGUCCUUACAAGUGCAUGAUCGACGCCACUGGUACUGGUACCAACUGGGUCCCCAUGACCGUCACCCAGAACCUUCAGGGUAACGACCGCGGUCGCAACCGGGACACUCAGUUGCAGGAUCAACCCCUCAAUGUCCAGGUCGCCGCUACUCAGACCUGCACAGGAACUGUUGCUGGACAAAGCAACGUCUGCAUGGUCCGCUGCGAGAACCCCGCUCGUGCUGGACCUUUCGGUGGCUGCGUUCCCGUCCAGAUGGCUGGCGCUGCUGCUGCUGCACCCGCAGCCGGUGCUGCUGCCCCUGCCGCUGCCGCUCCUGCUGCUGGUGCCGCAGGUGCCGCCGCCCCUGCCGCUGGUACUGCUACUGGAGCUACCGGAGCUACCGGUGCCGUCCCCGCAACCGGCGCCGCCGCCGGUACCGCUGGCACUGCUGGCACUGCUGGUACUGCUGGCACUGCCGGUGUUGCCACAGGCGCUACUACUGGCGCUGCUACUGGCGCCAACUCCGUCUCUUCUCCCGCUCAGCGCCGCAAGUACAUGAGGAUGAGCGGUGGAGUGCGAUGUAUUCCUGCUGGUCUGCGACCAGAGGAUGGCACUGUAUGAGGUGGUGGUAGAUGGUAGUGGAGAAGUGGUUGCGUAGAGUCUGGAUUGGGAACCCGGUCUUUUUCGCUCCUUUGUAAUAGUUAUUAUUCAGUC